Miscanthus lutarioriparius is the source of this 1965-nucleotide messenger RNA. The record is from the annotation of a GenBank genome assembly. NCBI's taxonomy places the organism in Eukaryota, Viridiplantae, Streptophyta, Magnoliopsida, Poales, Poaceae.
AUGGAGUCCCAGAAGAGUUGUCUUCUGAUCACUUACUCCCAGGAGAUUGUAGAUGGAGUGCCUUUGUAUGUUUCAUCAAACUGCCAACCUGUAAAAGCUUUGAAAUAUGAACCUGCUGGUCAUUCAUUCCAUGCUGCGGCAAUGAAGCUUCUUGGUCUUGGGCAGCAUGAAGACAUAGAAACUGAUGACCGCAGUGUCUCAUCGGAUGACAAAAGCCAAGAUUUUAAUACUGCUUCUGAUACCUUUAGCAGCAAAGGGAAGAAGAAGUCAUCUGGCAGUCAACAGCAGGAUCACUAUGCAUUGCUUGGGUUGGGACACUUGAGGUUCUUGGCCACUGAAGAUCAGAUUCGGAAAAGUUACCGUGACAUGGCUCUCAAACAUCAUCCAGAUAAACAGGCUGCAUUGAUUCUUGCAGAGACAACAGAGGAGGCAAAACAAGCAAAAAAGGAUGAGAUAGAGAGCCAUUUCAAGGCCAUCCAGGAGGCCUAUGAAGUCCUCAUAGACCCUACAAAGAGGAGGAUUUAUGACUCUACAGAUGAGUUUGAUGAUGAUGUCCCAACAGACUGUGCCCCACAAGACUUCUUCAAGGUUUUUGGCCCAGCCUUCAUGAGAAAUGGACGCUGGUCUGUUACCCAGCCUAUUCCUUCUCUAGGAGAUGAUGCUACUCCUGUCGAGGAGGUUGAUAAGUUCUAUAAUUUCUGGUACAACUUCAAGAGUUGGAGGGAAUUUCCAGAUGAUGAUGAGUAUGACUUGGAGCAAGCUGAAUCUCGUGAACAUAAGAGAUGGAUGGAGAGGCAGAACGCAAAGCUACAAGAGAAGGCCAAAAAGGCGGAAUAUGCGCGAGUACGCACUCUUGUGGACAAUGCUUAUAAGAAAGACCCAAGGAUCCAGAGGAGGAAAGAGGAGGACAAAGCUGAGAAACAAAGAAGAAAGGAGGCGAAGUAUUUGGCAAAGAAAUUGCAAGAAGAGGAAGCAGCAAGAGCUGCUGAAGAGGAAAGGAUAAGGAAAGAAGAAGAGUCUAAGAAAGCUGCAGAAGCUGCUCAACAUCAGAAGAAGCUAAAGGAGAAAGAGAAGAAGCUGCUCCGCAAAGAGAAAACUCGUUUGCGCACUCUUGCAGCACCUGUGGUUGCAGAUAGCCGCUUUGGUAUGUCAGAGGAAGAUGUUGAAUCAACAUGUGCUAAACUUGAUAUGGAACAGCUGAAGAAGCUCUGUGAUGGAAUGGAUGGCAAGGAUGCAGCUGAAAAGGCCAGGUUGAUGAGCAAUGCACUUCACAAUGAAAGUUCCUCAAAGGAAGCGAAGAAAAUUGAAGCGAAUGGUGUGGAGCGUUCAGCUCCAAAAUCCAACUCUACAGGAGGUAGAGCAACAGAAGGCACUAGCAGCAUAUUGAACAGCUAUGAAAAAAAAGAGAGACCAUGGAGAAAGGAAGAGGUUGAGAUGCUUAGGAAAGCAAUGCAAAAGUAUCCUAAGGGAACUUCGAGAAGAUGGGAGGUUGUUUCAGAAUUUAUUGGAACUAACAGAUCGGUUGAGGAAAUUCUCAAGGCCACUAAGAGUGUUCUUCUUCAGAAACCAGACUCAUCGAAAGCUUUUGACUCUUUCCUUGAGAAGCGCAAACCGGCCCAAUCUAUUGCUUCACCUCUUUCGACCCGGGAUGAAAUUAGUUCCUCAACUGAGGGAGCUGGGACUGCAUCGUCAAAGGCCGCGGCACAACCUGCGAGUAGCCAGACAGCCAAUGGGAAAGCUGCUGCUGAUCCUGUCCCGGAUGGAGCACCAUCUGUGGCAGAUCCAGAUGCCUGGACAGAGGCGCAGGUCCUGGCUCUAGUCCAAGCUUUGAAGGCUUUUCCCAAGGAUGCAAGCCAAAGAUGGGAGCGUGUGGCUGCUGCUGUCCCAGGCAAAACUGUAGUCCAAUGCAAGAAAAAGGUUGCAGCAAUGAGAGAGAAUUUCCGGAGCAAGAAAACUGGGGAGUAG